CAGGUGACUCCAGCACCCGCUCAGCAGAAGACGGACAGCAAGGGUCAAGCAACGUUUGGUCAACCUACUGUGAGCGCAACCAAGUAGGUGGAAUAUCAACAUAAGUCUUCUUGUGCCCCUGUUCCUGCCUCUUACUUGAUACCUCUUACCUCAGCCCUUAAUGAACGUUAGUGUCAAAGAGAAGCGUUCUUUACUUUACACCAUUUCUUAGUUCUGCUACUCGGCAGUUUUAAUUCCUUCUUAACGGCGCCUCUAUUAGUGGGACCCCUAGAGUUGGUCCCUGCCUUUCCUUAGUCAUUUUAUUUGACUUCCUAUAAGAUAGAGACCUUCCUAAAACAGACACCUAGAGUUGGUCCCUGCCAUUCUUUAUUCAUUUUUUUUUUACCCUCUUUAAAACGCACACCUCCCUAAAACGUACACCAAACGUCGGUUUCUGCCAUUCUUUAGUCGUUUUCUUGGACUCUCUAUAAGAUGGACACCUCCCUAAAAUUCUUAAAGUUUGUCCCCGUCGUUCUUCAUUCAUUUUCUUUGAUUCUGUAGAAGACGGACACCUCCCUAAAACGGACACCUAGAGUUGGUCCCUGCAAUUCUUUAGUCGUUUUCUUUGAAUCUGUUUAAGACGGACACCUCCUUAAAAUGGACACCUAGAGUUGGUUAUUACCAUUCUUCGUUUAUUUCCUUUGACUCUAUAAGACGAACACCUCCCUAAAAAGGACACUAAAUGCCGGCAUGCACUUUGUGCCGAUCAAAAAGAUAUCCGUCGACUUUAUUAAGAGCCCCAACCUUGGCAUUUCUUAGGAACAACCUCUUCCUCGGUCAUAAUUUAAGUCUGUAAAAUAACUCGCGGAAACGUGUGUUUGAAAAUCAGGGGAAUGUAUGGAAUAAGAAUCAAAGCCCUGCUUGGAAGAACUGCAUUGGAUGCGCCUACGAUAAGCGUGAGGUAAGUUCUGUGAAGCAGGUUAACACACAUUUCACAAUCACUCACGGAUUUGGUCGAGAGCUCUGAUUUGUGAGAGUUUAGACCUCCGAAAUGGCGUCAAAAUGUUUAAAACUUUAGUGGAACUGCGAGUUGCACUCCAGUUGUUUCAUUGCAGCGUAUCAAAGAUUUUCACGUAAUCUCUGUGGUCUGUAAGAGUAAAGUCAAUGGAAAAUUGUUGUUUAUUCGCCAAAAUAUUCAAUAUUUUGUAUCAAUAAAGAUGUUGAGCGUGGCAUUUAAAGCAAAAGGAAACGGUAGAGAUCAAAUCGGCUAUUGAAUUCGCUUUUGGCAUUUUCGGAGAUAGCUAGUACAUCGCUUAGGAGUGAAUAUGUUACAUACGUUAGCGCUAGCGUUGGAAGAAGUCGGACGCGUCAAACCUACUUGCGAUCGCUUUUCUCAAGUUGGUGCUUUUGAUACUGUAAUUUCCUGUGGUACCUACCCGCUUUGACUAGCUGUAGCUAUUUGCGGGUAGCUACAUCUGCACUGUCGUAUUCUAAUGAUAAAGUUGUUGUUGUUGUUGUUAUAUGUUUUGCAUUUCAGAGUGGAGCCUGACCCAUCAAAGGCUGUAAAUCUUAACGUCACGUUUGAUUCUAAUGCGCCGUGUGUCGUUGGAGAGUUGUUACCAAGUAAGUGAGACCAUUAGAUUGACAGUAGUCUGGUAGGACUGUUGCGCAGGCAAGUGUAUCCCAAGCAAGCAAACGGGUUUCCAGUUUUGCCGUCAAAACUUGCGCUUUCCAUAGGCUGGAUUUCCGCCGCUAUCUCGGGUCCGGUCGAGGUCGCAAGCUCAUCAGGGAGCUUAAGCAACGACGACGGCGACGUCGACGAGAACGGCAUAAAACAAUAAGGUUUAGAUUGGUAAAACAACAACCUUGCGCGUGCGUCAGCCCUUUAGAAUUCAACUGCUGAAAAAUUAGCCAUCAUUUGACAAAUUAAAUAGUUGGGUUAAGAGCAAUGAAGUUUGAAACAGUACGAAUUCACUUUUUGGGUGACGUUUUCUCCGCCGUUGCUGUCGUCGUUGCUUAAGCUCCCUAGUUACCGAACAGCGACUGAUAAUCGAGUCUAGACUACGAGUAGUCCCCAUUUUUCCUCAGGGAUAGUAGAGCAAGCGAAACGCGAGCGCGCGUGAAAAUCACCCCACGCGAGAGAGGCGAGACGGGGCUACUGACGGGUUAAGACUGCAUUGCAGGUCAAAUACUUUGUCUAGUGACUCUGCAUUUUAACCAUUUAAUCCCCAAGAGUGACCAAGAUCCAUUUUUUCCUAACAAUAUCAACACAUAAUCAAGAGAAACGGUUAUGAGAAUUUAUAUAAUGAUCAAGUAAGGGAAAAUGCUUUGAUUUUUUCUCCACUUUCAGCAGCAUCUGACUGAUAUUAGCUAUAGGGAAUUCUCAUCCAAAACGGAAAGUGAUUUGCAAGGACUUGUUCGAUUAGCACCCUCUGGGAUUUCAGACCUACAGGGUGGCAAUUCUCCCAACUAAGUCUUAAGGGAAAUGUAUGGAGAUCAGUCUGGAGAAUUUUUGGGUGGAUAUCGAGGUUUAAUACAAUUGGCUAUGUCUUUCUAAGCAUUGCGCUCAGCAUUGUGUGACCAAAUUCCAGGUGUUUGGAGAUCUAUAGGAUUUUACUUUAACCUGAAUCUGAGUUCUACCAUACAAAUUCAACUUUAAAGCAGUUUGGCCACGCAAGGACAUUGACAUAUUGAACACUUUUACCUGAAAAUUUGAUUGACUCAUUCCUUGGGUGGGUGUUAGCAUAAGAGGUUCAGGUUGGGGGAUGUUUUGUCCCCCAAACAAACCUACAGUCCUGCGUUUCAGCUGUUUCAGCCCAUGUCGUCGGAGACGACGAGGCUGUAAUGAAAGCAGCAAGUGCUAAGGACAUAUUGUUGAAGAUAUGGCACUCUAAGGAUGGCCCAGUAUCAGACAAGCCUCCAGCCAGGGUAUGUUAUACUAGCCUGUUUUCUUUCACAUCACAUAGUAACUGGGUUUCACAAUACAUACACUGUAAGUGUCAAUAUUCUUAG
Messenger RNA from Porites lobata, 2991 nucleotides. NCBI's taxonomy places the organism in Eukaryota, Metazoa, Cnidaria, Anthozoa, Scleractinia, Poritidae. The record is from the annotation of a GenBank genome assembly.